Molecule: messenger RNA, 392 nt
Organism: Racocetra fulgida
Lineage: Eukaryota; Fungi; Glomeromycota; Glomeromycetes; Diversisporales; Gigasporaceae
Source: the annotation of a GenBank genome assembly
AUGAAAGUUAAGUGUAGUUCAGGAGGAAAAUUUACAGAUUGUCUCUAUAAACCAAAAAAUGAAUUCAAAAUAAAAUACAAACGAACCAAAGAUGACGAAUUACUUGAUUAUUUCUUUGCAAGUAUAGCGACUGCCGAACAUCAAAAUAAAACCCCUAACGAUAUUUUCGAUAAAAUUAAAAAAAAAAUAGAAAACACAUACAAUAUCGAUGAACUGGCAAAAGAUGGUCCACUCGAUAAAGAGAUUCAGAACACUAAAUUGAACGAUAAUCAAAAAGAUCAAUUGCAAAAAAUACGUAUCAAUCAGGAAACAAUGGUUUUGAAAUAUAAUAACAUAAAAGAUGGUAUCAAUAAAGAAACAGAAAUUUCUAACCUUAGAGAUUUUGGAUAUUG